Messenger RNA from Lucilia sericata (common green bottle fly), 1287 nucleotides. RefSeq lists its product as uncharacterized. The transcript is spliced from 2 exons. The record is from RefSeq and is a predicted model, not a curated record. The coding region runs from base 96 to 797 and encodes 233 amino acids. NCBI's taxonomy places the organism in Eukaryota, Metazoa, Arthropoda, Insecta, Diptera, Calliphoridae.
AUUGACACAAUUUUUCUGAAAACUCAUAAUAUUGUGACAUUUUUCUUUUAAUAUUUUUGAAAUCAAGAAAACUUAGAAAAGCACGAAAUAACAAAAUGGAACAUUGUCGAGAGGGACUAAAUUUUGUGCCUUUACUAACACAAAGUACAACACCACCCUGCAGUGGCAGAUCACGCAUAAGUCUCAACAAACAACGAUCUCAACGUUCUCUAAUCUGUUACAAUGGCAAUUAUGAAGGUGAUAGCAGCAUGUUUAAAGACAAGCUUUAUGAAUUUGAACAUUUAAGUUUGGUGGAUACAGAAAGUGAUACUGACUUUCCAAAGGAACCCACUGCACGUUCCUCUUUCAUGCCAAAAGACAAUAAUGAAAGAUCAACUAUAGCUUGGCGUCUUUUACAAUUUUCUAUGCAGCAAUUUUUAAAACCCGAAAUGGCGGAAAAAGUUUCUGAUAAAAUAGAAAAUUUCAUGGAAAGUCUUUUGUAUAAGAAAUUGAUAAAAUGGUUUAAAUUUGUAACCCUAUUGUUUAGCUAUAUUUUCUAUAUAACUUUAAUUUUAUGGAAACGUUUGUCCGUAUUAAGUAAUUUCUUUUGGAAGAGACGUGUGGUAUUUCGUAACUUAUCACGACGUUUACUGUGGGGGCUAACAUUGGCCAAAUGCAGUGAUCUAUGUUUAUUUAUAUUGAUAUUGAUCACUAUACCUGUUUUACUUAUACUAUCAAUAUGUGGUCUGAUUAUAGCACUUUUUAGCGGUAUUAGAAAUAGUUUUCAUUAUUGGUCAUAUUAUAUGAACAAAAUUUAAUUGUUAAAAAAUUAAGUGAAGUGAUCGUUUUAAUUAAAUUUAAUAAUAAAUCUCGGAAAUGCAUUUAAUAAACCAACAAAAUGUAGAGGAAAAAAAAAACAACAAAAGAAUUUCGAAAAAAAAUCAAGUGAGCAACAACAACAAGUACAAACAUUUCCGCCUGAAAUGAUAAUAAUGAUCAGUCUCAUAAACGUCAUUACGAUCGUGCAGAGUAGCGUAGUAAUGAUGCGCAUGAUUGUGAUGCUGUGUUACUGUAACUAAUCAUUAUUAGCAUUUCAACUGACCGAGCGAUCGUCCAACCGCACACAGUCCAUCCACACAAUAAUAAAAUGCGUUCAAUUAUAUUAAACUCAAGUACCACAUUCCCCCAUUUUCCAAAAAAAAAACACAACAAUUCAAGUAUUAUUCCCUGAAAUUGUGUGUGCGUUCGUUUUUCGAGUCUCGCCUCGUUUUGUCUUGCAAUUUAGCGGAAUUUAUUAAUCAUAUGAUA